Mycotypha africana is the source of this 5427-nucleotide messenger RNA. Its product is annotated as chitin synthase. Gene Ontology annotation, molecular function: ATP binding; chitin synthase activity; cytoskeletal motor activity. Gene Ontology annotation, cellular component: myosin complex; cell periphery; cell septum. The transcript is spliced from 5 exons. The record is from RefSeq and is a predicted model, not a curated record. NCBI's taxonomy places the organism in Eukaryota, Fungi, Mucoromycota, Mucoromycetes, Mucorales, Mycotyphaceae. Bases 1 to 5427 code for a protein of 1808 amino acids.
AUGACAAUCAGUGCCUCAAUAAAAGAUAGUAUUAAUACUGAUGACCUUACCAAUGUAGAAGGCGUGUCAGAAGAAUUAAUAGCAAAUAUCCUUCGAGAUCGUUUUCUAAAAAACCAAAUAUACACUCGCAUUCGACACUCUACCCUCGUCAUGAUAAAUCCCUACAAGGAUUCUCGCUCAGAAAUUCAAGAAACUAGUGAAGAAUAUCUUUUGGAGUACAAAGAUACAAAAUCAAAGAAGGAAGAUGAAUUAUUGCCAGCCCAUAUAUUUCAGCAUGUCAACCAAGCCUAUUUUCAUAUGAGACGUACUGGUAGCGAUCAAUCGAUCAUUUUAAGUGGCCUAUGUGGAAGUGGAAAAUCAGAAAUGCAUCAAUGGAUAUUGUAUCACUUAGUGACGUUGAGUAACUCGAAAAAACCAUCCAAAAUACAACAAAUGGUUCAAAAAGCAUAUGGUAUUGUAGAGGCAUUUGGACAUGCAAAGACGACAGUCAAUGAAAAUGCAUCCGGUUUCGGAAAACAUUACGAAGUUCAAUUCAAUGAAAGAGGUAGAAUGAUCGGUGCGAAGUUUUUGAACUACUUGUUGGAAAAAUCAAGAAUUGCCCACCUCAGUGGCGAUGAACGAAAUUAUCAUGUUUUCUACUAUGUGCUACAUGGUGCAACAGCUGAAGAGAAAGCUUUACUACAUUUAAGUGAUUCCAUUGUAUAUCCGUAUCUGUUUACAUCAAAAGACGCUAUGCGGUUAGCAGCCGGACUGGCUUUAGAGCAUAAGGAAAAAUACUAUGAGCUUAAGCUAUUGCUAAAGUCACUAGGUAUGAGCAGAAAAACAAUAUUCCAAAUUGCACAAAUAAUUGCAGCCAUCAUACACCUUGGAAGUAUUCAGUUCGUAGACGAUGCGUCUAGCACGCAAGAUUCAGCUACAGUGAAAGAUACGAAUGAAUUAGAAAUCGCUGCUGAACUGUUGGGAGUCGAAGUCAAAGCCUUAGAAAUAUGUCUGACGUAUCAAACAAAACUGAUCAAGCGUGAUCUUACGACAAUAUUUCUAAACGCAGAACAAGCGUCAGCCCAACGAGAUGCACUUGCUGAAACACUUUAUUGUUUGCUCUUUACCUGGAUCACUGAGAAUAUCAACAAAAAAUUAUGUAAAUCAGAAUGUCAGAAUUACAUUAGCAUUGUCGACUUUCCAGGAACAUUACCUGCUGUACAAAAUGCUUCUUAUGAUCAAUUCGCUUUUAUAUACGCAAAUGAACGAAUUCAUAAUUUCAUGCUACAUAGCCUGUUUGAAAGAAAUACAGAAGUGUAUAUUAGCUUAGAGAUACCGAUUCCCAGUCAACCAACUGUUGUAUACAACGAUAAUUGUGUGCAGUUAUUAGAUGCUUCUGAGAAUAGCUUGGUCAACGUCCUCUCUCAUGAAGACCCGAUACCUGUAGUGCAACGCCAUACCCAUUGGGUGGAGACUUUAGAGAAGCUGCAUAACGGAAGUAGCCAUUUUGGUUCAAAGUCAUCGCCCAAUGGAAAAGAAACAUUAUUUGCCAUCGAACAUUUUACGGGCACCAUAACUUAUUCAGCUACAGAAUUUUUCAACCGUAGAAUAGACACACUUUCUACUGAUUUUACCUCUUUGUUUGCACCAACGCAUAGUACGACAGAACUGCCUUCCAACAGCCUUGUCACCAAAAUAUUCAAGCAAAAAUCCACCAAAGUUAAUCCUCCUUCAUUAAACAAUAUCACUACCGCUACUGCGAAAGAUACUACCGUAAUAAACCAACAGUUGUCAUCAAGCAUAGUAACCUCAGUAAGCGAACAGCAAAAAGGCACUACUACUACAGAUGCAAAUAUUGCUUCUUCACUGAUACCUGUAGUAUUAGACGAACAACAGCAGCAGAAAAAUCAGCAACAAGAAUGUUUAUAUUUUACAGGAAUAAAAGAUAUGAGCAAGCAUGUAAACGAUAUCGUUUUGAGGCUCCAUUCCACAAAGCCGUGGUUUGUCGUUUGCCUGCGAUCAAAUGAUUUACUAUUACCCAAUUCUUGCGAUGCAAAGAAAUUGAUAGCACAGAUCAAAACUUUCGAUAUAUUAUCAAUUAUUAAGCGAGCAAAAUACGAGUACACAAUUGACCUGGAUAUACUGGAAUUCUGCGAUAGAUACGAAAAUGUGAUCAAUGCUACUUCUGUGGAUUUGGAUGCUGAUCCGAAAGCUAAAUUAUCUGCAUUGAAAGAUACUUACGGAUGGGAUAAAAGCAUGAUGACCCUAUCCGAAGAAAAGGUAUAUCUGACCGAAUUAUCUUGGAACUGCUUGGAAAACCAACUGCGUGCAAUUGAGAAAAGAGAACAGAGAAGAGCAAGAUGCAUUGCCAAAGGAAUUCCAUUUGAGGAAGAUACAGAAGCUAUGAGCCAAAUGUUUUUACAUUUAUCGGGUAGUGGAUCAAUGAUGGAAGCUGCUUCAAUUUGUUCUGAGGAUUAUGACAAUGGAUACGAUGUGGAAGACUUGAACUCCAUAUGCUCACAUCAAUGCGACAGCACUGUUCACUCAUUAAGCACUUCGGAUAACAAACAACGUCAACGCCAACAGCAACCAACACAUUUACUAUUAAAUGACGAGAAUACUGUCCAUGUGAAAGGGACACAGAAGCACCAAACGCAGCAAACUUUGGCUGAAAAGACGAGUCGGUCACGAAAACUAUGGGUCAUUUUGACUUGGCUAACGACGUGGUGGAUACCAAGUUUCAUUAUGCAUUAUCUAUGCGGUAUGCGGCGGUCUGAUAUAAGAAUGGCCUGGAGAGAAAAAGUGACCUUGUGCGGCCUUAUUUUUUUAAUAUGCGCUGCUAUGAUUUGGUUUAUCGCUUUUUUUGGUCAGCUUGUCUGCCCCCAUCAGGAUUUAUUUACUCAAUCUGAACUUCAAGCCAAAAGUAAUAGAGAUAACGCAUAUGUGACUAUUCGUGGUGAAGUAUUUGACCUAACAUCUUUUGCACCGAGACAUUGGGCAUCUGAAGUGAUUCCAACGGGUGUUAUCUUUCAGUACGCUGGUCAAGACGCCAGUGACCUCUUUCCUAUUCAAGUUUCAGCCCUUUGUGAUGGCGUGAACGGCUUUGUACCUAAAGAGGUUACACUGGAUGCGCACAUAAAUAUCACUGAUUCAAAUGCAGCCUACCACGAUUUCAGAAGUUUUCGUGACGAUUAUCGACCGGACUGGUAUUAUGAACAAAUGGUUUAUCUAAGAAGAAACUAUCGUAUUGGCUUCAUGGGGUAUGAUCCUAUUGAUAUUAAGAACCAAGCAGUUAAUCCGGUACAGAUGGGUGGUAUAAGCACUCAGAGACUAUGGGCCAUUAUUCAUAACAACGUCUACGAUUUAACUUCAUAUUUAAUGGGAGGCCGUUCUUCGCGUGUAGCUGACGGACAAGUACUUUCAACUGAAAUUGACUUGGAUUUUAUGGAUAACUCAAUCUCAGAACUGUUUCGACAAUUGGCUGGAACAGAUAUCUCGGCUCAUUUCGACGCUUUACCAUUAGAUAAAUUGGUGAGAGAACGGCAGCUGACAUGCUUACGUAACUUGUUUUUCGUUGGAAUGGUCGAUACUCGCAACUCAUUCCAGUGCUUGCUCUCUGAAUAUUUGCUGCUUUUGAUUACAGGAUUUCUCUGUAGUGUUAUAUUGUUUAAAUUCCUGGCUGCGCUACGGAUAGGUUCUCAACCGAAAUCAGUGCAGCAUGACAAAUUUAUCAUUUGUCAAGUCCCUUGCUAUACCGAAGGUGAAGAAUCGUUGCGGAAGACAAUCAAUUCAUUAACAGUCCUCAAAUACGACGAUAAACGCAAACUAUUGUUCUUAAUUGCAGACGGUAUGAUUGUUGGAAGCGGCAAUGAUAGAUCAACUCCUCGUAUUGUAUUAGACAUUUUGGGUGUGGACCCGAACAUUGAUCCAGAGCCAAAGUCAUUUAUAUCCCUUGGGGAAGGACAGAAGCAGCAUAAUAUGGGUAAAGUUUAUUCGGGCCUCUAUGAAUACUCAGGACAUGUCGUACCUUUUGUGGUUGUUGUAAAAGUAGGCACAGCGCAAGAAAGACAGAAGCCCGGAAAUCGGGGUAAAAGAGACUCACAGAUGGUGUUGAUGCGUUUCCUUAAUAAGGUCCACUUUGAUUCACCAAUGACACCGUUGGAGCUUGAAAUUCAUCAUCAAAUAAAGAAUGUUAUUGGUGUUAAUCCGGAAUUCUACGAAUUUGUACUCAUGGUGGAUGCUGACACAGAAGUCUUGCCUACUUCUUUGAACAAAAUGGUAGCAUGCUUUGUUAAUGAUUCGAAGAUUGUUGGUUUAUGUGGCGAAACUAUGUUAUCCAAUGAAAAGGAUACCUGGGUUACUAUGAUACAAGUAUAUGAAUACUACAUAUCGCAUCAUCUAGCUAAGGCGUUUGAAUCUCUGUUUGGUUCAGUUACUUGUCUACCAGGAUGCUUCUGCAUGUAUCGGGUUCGGUCAUCCAAAAGAAAUCAGCCACUGUUGGUCUCCAAUGAGGUAAUAUCUGAUUAUGCAGAGAACAACGUCAAUACACUCCACAAGAAGAACCUAUUACAUUUGGGCGAGGACCGAUACCUUACCACGCUAAUCUUAAAACAUUUCCCAAAUUAUAAAACAAAAUUCACACCGGACGCUGCUUGUAUGACGAAUGCUCCAGACCAAUGGCCUAUUUUAUUGUCUCAACGCCGUAGAUGGAUCAAUUCAACUGUUCAUAACCUUGGAGAGCUAAUGUUUCUACCUCAACUUUGCGGAUUUUGUUGCUUUUCGAUGCGCUUCGUGGUAAUGUUGGAUUUAUUGAGUACCUUGGUCAUGCCUGCUGUUGUCUGCUAUCUUGGCUAUCUGAUAUACCAACUUUGCACAAAUACAAACCAGGUUCCACUUAUGUCGAUUGUUACACUUGCAGGUGUAUAUGGCUUACAAGCCUUCAUUUUUAUAUUGAGACGAAAAUGGGAGCAUGUAGGCUGGAUGAUAGUCUAUAUCUUGGCAAUCCCGGUUUUCUCUUUCUACAUUCCUAUCUAUGCGUUCUGGCAUUUUGACGAUUUUUCGUGGGGCAACACUCGUAUUGUCGUUGGUGAGAAAGGCCAAAAGAAAGCUAUGGGGGCUGACGAAGGGGUCUUCGAUUCUGAAAGCAUCACAAUGAAGCGCUGGUCUGAGCAUGAACAAGCACUUACUGAAGAAUGGCGAAAUAAAGAUAAAUAUCCUUGCCAAGAAUCAGAGUGUUCAUGUGAAGUAGAUGAAUAUGAUAAUCAUUCACAUGUGCCAAGACGAACGCAUCACUGCUGCUCCCAACUCUCCUCAUCUACCGACGGUUGCUCCCACGAAGGCGCAUUUGUGGAAGAUGCAACUUGGUCCGUGUACAGUGGUAUGACGAUCGAUCAUUCGAGCUAUUCUUACCAAAACGGACGUAAUUCCGAGCAUACAUUUUCGGGUUAA